This is a messenger RNA of Cheilinus undulatus (humphead wrasse), 4186 nucleotides long. RefSeq names its product ventral anterior homeobox 2 (gene vax2). Gene Ontology annotation, biological process: brain development; neuron differentiation; central nervous system development. NCBI's taxonomy places the organism in Eukaryota, Metazoa, Chordata, Actinopteri, Labriformes, Labridae. Gene Ontology annotation, molecular function: DNA binding; DNA-binding transcription factor activity, RNA polymerase II-specific. The record is from RefSeq and is a predicted model, not a curated record. The coding region runs from base 174 to 1094 and encodes 306 amino acids. The transcript has 3 exons.
UGUAACUGGAUCUACUUUUUUAAUUUUGGAGGGAGAGGAGAGGAGGGCAUGCUCUGCUCGUCUCUGGAGAACACUUGCAAAGAGAAGAAAGUAGGAAGAGGAGGAUAGAAGAAGAAGAAGAGGAAGCAGCAGAGAGAGACACAGACGGAGAAGCUUCAGAGAGGACUUUGUAGAUGUUUGAUCAGACCACGACUAUGGGCGAUGGGAACCACCGCUGUGGACCCAACCCGCUGUGUCCGGACCGGAUGGAGACAAAGUGCCGCGCCGAGAUAGGGAGCAGGUCCCCGGUUCAGAGCUCCACCGACACCCCGGGGACGUCAGCGUCCACGCCGACGUCGUCCAGCGAGGACGGGCACGACAAACUUUUGGGAGUAGACCCUGACUACUGCCGGAGGAUACUAGUGAGAGACGCCAAGGGCACCAUCAGGGAGAUCGUCCUGCCAAAGGGACUCGACUUGGACCGGCCCAAGCGCACGCGGACCUCCUUCACGGCCGAGCAGCUGUACCGACUCGAGCUCGAGUUUCAGCGGUGCCAGUACGUCGUGGGCCGCGAGCGCACCGAGCUCGCGAGACAGCUGAAUCUCUCAGAAACGCAGGUCAAAGUUUGGUUCCAAAACCGGCGGACCAAACAGAAAAAAGACACCACCAAGGAUUCAGAUAAACGCUCCUCCACAACCAACGAGUCCUUAGCUACCUGCAACAUCCUGCGCCUCCUGGAGCAGGGCCGCCUCCUGUCAGGCCCCGCCCCUCCUCCUAACUCCCUCCUUGGGCCUCCUCCACAUCCGGCUAACGGCUCCCUGCUGAGCAGCCCUGGCGGAGGCUCCUCCACCUCUCCGGGGAUCAGCAGCAGCACUCCCCCCAGCUCCCUACCAGGAGGGACUUUCGGACUGUCAUUGCCGUCACUGGGCGGCGCCCCGCCCUCUCCGCGGCUUGGCGUCCCUCCGCCACACUCCCUGUGCUUUUCAAUGCCACUGCUGGGCGGCGCUCAUCACGAACUGACAUCCGCCUAUGGGUGUGGAUCCUCAGCUUUUGAGCCGUACAUGCGGCUGGACAGGAAGGAGACAGAUUUGGGAGGGAAGAAGACAGUUUCUUAAGUUAUACGUUUGUCUUUUAGGACGCCGGGGGUUGGCGCUUGUAAGAGCGCUCCUUCACCGCCUGUUUGAUACCUGACAGGCAGCACCCAGGGCGAAGAAAACACCCUGGAUCACAAGACUUGUGAAAAGGAGGGCUGCUUUUCUCGCGGCACUGUUUUGUGCCACAGCACUGACACAAAGCAAUGAAAAUGACUCGAUGUGACGGACUUUCCCACAUAAAAAAAGAAACAAAACUUGUGAAUUUUGCAGAAAUGCUGUGUGUACGUGUGACAGACAGAUGUUUUUAUCUCCACUCUCUUGGCAGUGGUUUUAAGUGACUCUUCACUUUGUGUCCAGUGAGUUUGUGCGUGUGUUUUUUCUCUAUACAGGCCUUCAUUUACUGUUCAGGAAAAAAAUAAUACUUGACAUGAGACGUUCAGAUUGAAUCAGCGUCUGAACGAGCUGAGCGGGAUUUUCAAAGAAAGCAGUUUGUACACAUUCCGGUACAUUUUCUCUGUACAAGUGGCCAUGUUUGAUUUUAGUUGAUGUGCUUUCACAAACGGAAGAAACACUGAAGAAAAAAAAAAAGAAUCGUAGCAUUUAAAUAUCAGCGUGUUUGGUGUCCAGCGGUAGUUUUUGUAAAUUCUUUAUUUGGUUGUGUUUGUGUAAGAAGUAUAAUGUGGUAGGAUCUGGGCUAAAUUGUGCAAAAAUCACAUAUCUAGAUCUGAUAAGUUAUCGUAAAAGAAGAAAAAGAGAAAGCUGGUUAGAUUCUGCCAAAGCAUUUAUGGAUGAAGCUCACAUAAUUCAUCCAAUCACUGAGGAGAGAUGACAUUUAAACCCUUUUCUUCACAGGUUCUGAACAUCUGUCCACAUUUACUGCUAUUUGUUCUCCAUCAUCAGUUUGUUUGGGAUUACUGAAAAUAAUCUUGAAAAUCUUUGAAAAAAAAACCAAACAUGUUCUGGCUCUAGUUAAGGAGUUUCUCUACCAUCUUUACACUAAAAGUAAUCAUUUUUGCAUCCCUUAAUGGGAUGAUAAUGUAGAGUUAAAAUAAGCCUCACAAAACCUAACAUUUGCUGCUGUUUUACCUCAAACACUUUCUUAUUUCUCUUGGUUUUAAGUCGGGCACAAAUUGUCCAUUAUCACAAGGAAUCUGGAUGUAUUUUCACACAGGAAUCUUCUACUUUAUGCACAUUUUUAGACUGCAGUAAGCUGCAGUAUCACAUGCAGAAAUUAGUUCUUUUAUUGCUGUUUUAUUUUCUUUAAAUUGAUAUUUGUCAUCCUGUUUUAGUUGGCCCCAUUUCUAGACGCUAGCCAGUUUCCCCCUCAUUGAAAGCACUUUAUGUUAGUAGGAUUUAACACACUUCCUCCCAGAUCUUUCCCUCCGUUAUAUAAUUUUGACCCCCUAAGUUAAAUCAAGAUAAGCUUUCAAAGAUUAGUCUGAAUCAAUGAGUUAACUCCUAUUUAAGAAUAAACACCCUCAUUUUCUCCUUUUAGCCACAUUUUGAUUAGUUUGACCUUAGCGUCUAAAGUAAGCCCACUUUGGGUGACAUUUCCCCCAAGUUAAAACUUCCCACUGGGCUGACAUGCUUUAAAAAGAUCAGGUGUAGUAAUGAGUUAAAAUUUCUCUCUUUACAUAGAGAAAUUUUCCCAGUUUUCUUUGUCGCCCAAAGAAAAUCAAAGCUAAUAUGGAAACUGCAGCCUGACCCCAAGUUGCUCCCACUUUGCCCCCAAUUUGCGCUAACUAAAUUCUUUUUUGCCUCUUUUUAAAACUUCUAUGUAUGCUUCCUCUUAUUUCCACCUCAUAUUUCAUCAUCUUUCUAUUUAUUCGUAGGUUUCGUCUCAUUGUGAGGUUUAAUACGUUCCUUAGAGGUCGGCCGACACCCAUUAAAAGAAACAUGAACAUUCCUCUGACAUCAAUUUAAAAGUAAACGCCAAGCAGAGGUGUGUUUCCUCGCUGCACAUACAUUUAUCGCUUGUGUGCAGGUUCUGACCUCAGCCUGAUGAAAAAAAAAACUCUGUCGGCUCUUUGGGGCCUUUUUGCACCCGUGUAGCUCUGUUUGCUAGCAGGUGAUUUGUUGCUGUUGUGUUUAGACCCGGCAGUGCCGCAAGGAAAAAAACCUGUUCUCCACUCACGGCUCUUUGCAGCGCUGUACCUGUGCUGUUGUUGAACACUGUAUUAUUUUCUAUAAGCACCAUCCAUAAUUCACAUGCCAGGGCAUCAAAUAUUGAGCAGGGAGAUGGAGCUGAGAGGUCAGGAGGCUCUGCUUCUCAUGUACCCUUUCACAGACCCUCGUUUUUUCUUUUUUUUUACUCACAUCAGGGUCUUUUUCUCUGGCGUUUUAUGCCUCUUUAACCCCUUUAUAAGCUGGACUUUUUUUUUUUUUUUUACAGGUUUUAAGAAAGUGGCUCCCAAAACUGUUCUUACUUGAUCAAAUUUUCAGGAAAUGUAAGCAGAAGGCAUUUAAGCAUUUACAAAACACAGUGUUGUCUUGAGCACUGACUCCAUUUUCUGUCACUGUGCGGUGGUGUUCAUGUAAAUCUGCAGUUACUGUAUCGUGUAAGAGAUAACGCCACUUCUGCAGGCGACAGAGAUGCUUUGUAAAGCCUUGAAACACAGCCUUUGGGGUUUUCUUUCACUUUCUUUUUUUGCUUCUUUUUCUGACAGUUUUUUUGAUUGUUGCUUUGUGCAAUCUGUGACAUCUUGCACUUGUUCGCCACCAUCUCUGAAGGCCUUCUUGUGGCUCUCACUUCCAGUUUUAUGAUUUCUGUUUUGAGGGUUAAGUCCUUUGAGAUUGUGUGGAACUUUUAUUUGAAAUUGAACUUUUUUUAUGCACAGCCAAGGUCCUGCAAAGGGCCAUUACGUCUUUUCUUUAAGCAGUAAAAAUAACUUAACAGCACCAGCUUCUACUUAUGCUGAAUAAACUCUAUGUACAUAUAUAUAAAGUUCUAUAUGAAUAUAUAUGAAUGGGUCUUUGCACACGUUAUCUCAAUGUCUGCUCCAUGUGAUUUAAACAGGAUUAAAAAAACACAAACUGCGAAGGAAGAUUCAGAAAAGAAGACUUUAUAUAUGCUUUACAGUUCUUUGUCUCAUUAACAUUUUGCACUUAUUUAA